AUGCGUCGCCAAGAUUGUUGCCAGGUGAGACAAGUCUGCAUUCCCCCUCCCAAAAUCUUGGUGAGGACUUGUCCUGUGAGGAGACGCGUGGAUUCCUGUGGCAACAUCUGCAACGUCCGGAGCUCGCGCCCGCGCCUGAACCCCUGCUGCUACGCUACAGUUCCCCAGGGCACCACCACCUACCUGAACCUGGGUGCUCUGGGGGUGACCCAGGGUGCCCAGUGCCUGGAUCCGUGUCGCCUUGGGGUCCCCCCCUGUGAAGUGGCCAAGUGCAGGACCCCGUGCCCCAACCCCUGCAUCUGCAAGGUUACAGAGUGCAGCACCAGGUGCCAGGAGUCCUGCUGUGAAGAUGUCACCAAGUGUGCCACCACCUGCGUUGACCCGUGUUGCCAGGAGGUCACCAAGUGUGUGGACCCUUGCUGCCAGGAGGUCACCAAAUGUGCCACCACCUGCGUUGACCCUUGCUGCCAAGAGGUCACCAAGUGCACCACCAGGUGUGUAGAUCCUUGCUGCCAGGAGGUCACCAAGUGCACCACCAAGUGUGUAGAUCCUUGCUGCCAGGAGGUCACCAAGUGCACCACCAG
Molecule: messenger RNA, 584 nt
Organism: Chaetura pelagica (chimney swift)
Lineage: Eukaryota; Metazoa; Chordata; Aves; Apodiformes; Apodidae
Product: keratin-associated protein 9-1-like
Exons: 1
Source: RefSeq, a predicted model, not a curated record